Nipponia nippon (crested ibis) is the source of this 1862-nucleotide messenger RNA. RefSeq names its product dihydrolipoamide S-acetyltransferase (gene DLAT). Gene Ontology annotation, molecular function: dihydrolipoyllysine-residue acetyltransferase activity. Lineage: Eukaryota; Metazoa; Chordata; Aves; Pelecaniformes; Threskiornithidae. Gene Ontology annotation, cellular component: pyruvate dehydrogenase complex. Gene Ontology annotation, biological process: pyruvate decarboxylation to acetyl-CoA. The record is from RefSeq and is a predicted model, not a curated record.
UGCCGCUGCUGCAGUCUCCCGGCACCCCAGAAGGUGGCCUUGCCAGCUCUGUCCCCCACGAUGCAGAUGGGCACCAUUGCGCGCUGGGAGAAGAAGGAGGGUGACAAGAUCGGUGAAGGGGAGCUCAUAGCAGAGGUGGAGACAGACAAAGCAACAGUUGGCUUUGAGAGCUUGGAGGAAUGCUACUUGGCCAAGAUCCUGGUGCCAGAAGGAACAAGAGAUGUUCCCAUUGGGGCCAUAAUAUGUAUCACAGUAGAAAAGCCUGAAUAUAUUGAUGCCUUUAAAAAUUAUACUCUAGAUUCUGCAGCGUCUGCCCCCCCUGCAGCAUCAGUGCCUCCCCCUCAAGCUGCAGCUCCCUCACCACCAACUCCGCUUUCUCCUCAGGCUCCUGGCAGCUCUUAUCCUCCUCAUAUGCAGGUCACUCUCCCUGCCCUGUCACCUACCAUGACAAUGGGCACAGUGCAGAGAUGGGAGAAGAAGGUUGGGGAGAAACUGAAUGAGGGAGACUUACUGGCAGAAAUUGAGACAGAUAAAGCCACAAUAGGCUUUGAAGUGCAGGAGGAAGGCUACUUGGCGAAAAUCUUGGUGCCUGAAGGAACAAGAGAUGUGCCAUUAGGAACAGCUCUCUGCAUCAUUGUGGAGAAAGAGUCCGAUAUUCCAGCCUUUGCUGACUACCAAGACACUGCAGUAACUGACAUGAAGGCACAAGCUCCUCCUCCUACUCCUCCACUAGUGGUAGCAACUCCUCCUGCUCCUCCUCCUCCCCAGCCUGCUGUUCCUUCCACUCCAGCAGUCCCUACAGCUGGGCCACCUCCCCGGAAAGGAAGGAUCCUGGUUAGUCCCCUGGCAAAGAAAAUGGCAGCAGAAAAAGGAAUUGACCUUGCCCAAGUAAAAGGUACUGGACCAGAUGGUAGAAUCACAAAGAAAGAUGUGGAGUCAUUUGUGCCGCCAAAGGUUGCUCCAGCUCCAGCAGUAGAGGCAGUUCCUGCAGCUGCUGCAGUUGCAGCAGCACCAGUGGGGACCUUCACAGAUAUCCCUAUCAGCAACAUUCGGAGGGUCAUUGCUCAGCGGUUGAUGCAGUCUAAACAAACAAUACCUCACUACUACCUUUCUGUUGAUAUAAACAUGGGAGAAGUACUGGUGCUAAGGAAAGAACUCAAUCAGGAGGUCUCGGAUAACAUUAAACUUUCUGUCAAUGACUUCAUAAUUAAAGCUGCUGCUCUGGCAUGCUUGAAGGUGCCUGAGGCAAAUUCUUCAUGGAUGGACACAGUUAUUAGGCAAAACCACGUAGUGGAUGUUAGCGUUGCAGUUAGUACUCCUGCAGGGCUUAUAACUCCUAUUGUGUUUAAUGCACAUAUAAAGGGCCUGGCUUCCAUUAGUAAGGAUGUGGUUUCUUUGGCAACUAAAGCCCGAGAAGGUAAACUUCAGCCUCAUGAAUUCCAGGGUGGUACUUUCACAAUUUCCAAUUUAGGAAUGUAUGGGAUUAAGAAUUUCUCUGCCAUAAUCAAUCCACCUCAAGCCUGCAUCCUUGCAGUUGGUUCCUCAGAGAAAAGGCUAGUGCCAGCUGAUAAUGAGAAAGGAUUUGAUGUGGCCAGUGUGAUGUCCGUUACACUUAGCUGUGACCAUCGUGUUGUAGACGGAGCAGUGGGAGCACAGUGGCUUGCUGAAUUCAAGAAUUUCCUUGAAAAGCCAGUAACCAUGCUGCUAUAAUUUAACCAUACAAGCAAAAUAUUCCUGGGUCACACUGUUUUGUUUUAAACAAGCUAUUUAGACUUUAGUGUCAGACUUAUUAAGAGUUCCUUUUUUAUUUUAAAUAUGUAUUAUAUUAUCUGGUAAUGUUAUUACCAGUCUGUACAGAAAAA